Molecule: messenger RNA, 4316 nt
Organism: Ectocarpus siliculosus
Lineage: Eukaryota; Phaeophyceae; Ectocarpales; Ectocarpaceae
Source: the annotation of a GenBank genome assembly
AUGGACUACGAUGCGGAUCGCAUCACGUUCACCAACCAAAAUCUCGCGGGCCCCGGGCAAGACGAUGGGCUUGAUGACGGAAACAUGUCGGCCAUGGAGGCGAAGCGGCAGUUUCGCGAGUUCAUUCGCAGCUACCGCGAGGGGAAUCUCUUCCCUUACCGCGAUCAGCUCCUGCAGCGAUACCGCAAACGCGAGACUUACCUGGAGGUAAACCUCGGCCACGUCAACGAGUUUCGGCCGGACUUGCUGGACAUGCUCACGCUCCGGCCGGUGGAAUACCUGCCUCUCUUCGAGCAGGCGGCCCAAGAAGCUCUCAAGCAGCUCACCACGGAGCGAGUGGAGGGAGAACCACUGCCUGAGAUACAGAUCGUGAUCAAAUCGGAGCAGAUGCCGACCGGGCUGAGGAGCAUCGCCGCCGACCACGUCAACAAGCUGCUCAAGGUCCCCGGUAUCAUCAUCAGCGCCACCCGCAUCCGUGCGAAGGCCACGAGCGUGGCGGCCAAGUGCAAGAGCUGCGGGUGCCUGAAGCAGCUCCCUUGUGUGGGGCCUUUCGGCGGUGCCGCCCUGCCCAUGAGAUGCGACAAGAACGGGCAACAAGCAGCCGAUGGGGGAGAAGAAGAUUGCGGUCAGGCACCGUUCGUGAUUGUACCAGAUGAAUGCAUCUACGUCGACCAGCAGACGCUCAAGCUUCAGGAGAGCCCGGAAGUCGUCCCGACCGGCGAGAUGCCUCGCAACAUCAUCGUGGUUCUCGACCGAAACCUCGUGGACAAGGUGUCCCCUGGUACCCGCGUCUCCAUCAUGGGAAUCGCCUCGUUGUACAACUCCGCCGCUGCGAAGAAGCAGGUCGGAGGUGUGGCCAUUCGCACUCCCUUCAUGCAGGUUGUGGGUAUCGCGGUGGAAAGCGAGGGGGCUGGUCGUGCGUCGGUCUCCUUCACGCCGGCAGAAGAGGAAAAGUUCCUUGCCAUGUCGCGAACGCCAGACAUCUACCAGAAAAUGGCGUCAUCGAUCUCUCCCUCCAUCUCCGGAGACUACACGGUCGACAUCAAGCGAGCGCUGGCUUGCUUGCUCUUCGGGGGGUCGCGAAAGCACCUGCCGGACAGCACUCGUCUUCGCGGAGACAUCAACGUGCUCCUGCUGGGAGACCCGUCUACCGCCAAGAGCCAGUUCCUCAAGUUCGUAGAAAAGGUGGCUCCCGUUGGGGUGUAUACGUCUGGAAAGGGCAGCAGCGCAGCGGGUCUUACGGCCUCCGUAAUCAAGGACUCUAGAGGGGAGUUCUACCUGGAGGGGGGUGCCAUGGUGCUGGCCGAUGGAGGAGUUGUUUGCAUCGACGAAUUCGACAAGAUGAGGGAGUCGGACCGCGUUGCGAUUCACGAGGCGAUGGAGCAGCAGACCAUUUCGGUGGCCAAAGCGGGUAUCACCACGAUCCUCAACAGCCGGACGUCCGUGCUAGCCGCCGCCAACCCUAUCUACGGUCGCUACGACGACCUUAAGAGUGCCGCGGAGAACAUCGACCUCAUGACCACCAUCCUGUCUCGAUUCGACCUCAUCUUCAUCGUUAGGGACAUCAGGGAUGAGGAGCGCGACCGCAGCAUCGCCAAGCACGUGAUGAGCGUGCACAUCAACGCCUCGGGGGUAAACGCCGGUGCCCAGGAAGGGGAUAUCGACAUCGCCACUAUGAAGAAGUUCGUUAGCUACUGCCGCCUCAAGUGCGCUCCCCGCCUGUCGGAGGCGGCGGCGACAAUGCUGAGCAGCCAGUACGUGUCCAUCCGCGAGGACGUUAGGCGACGGACGCUGGAACUUGGAGAGGAUGCACAAGCGGUCCCCAUCACCGUGCGCCAACUUGAGGCCCUGGUGCGUCUCUCUGAGUCUCUGGCCAAGAUGCGCCUGUCUGCCGAGGUGUCGAGCCAAGACGUACAGGAAGCCCUCCGCCUCUUCAAGGUUUCGACCAUGGCAGCGGCGUCCGCGGGGUCCACCGCCGGGGACCUGGGCUCCCUCCGCCCGGAGACUCAGCAGGAGGUCCGCAGGGCGGAAGACUUCCUCAAGAGGAGGAUCGCCGUCCGCAGCACCGUCAACCGAAAAAAGGUUGGGGAGGAAGCAACAGGCCAGGGACACCCGGCGACAGCAGUAACACGAGCAAUAGCCAUCAUGGCGGUAAGAGGCGAGCUGCAAGAGAAGAACAGAGGGUUCUUGCUGUACCGGGCGCGAUAGGUAGAUAGACAGCGAGGGGGCGAGAGAAUGAAGGAGAGGUAAGAGCGCUGUCCUACUCCUCUCUGCGGCCGGUGGGGCAAUCGCGUUAGGGUAGGGUAUCUCAGCACGAGGUUAUGCAAGCAGUUUUGAGUCGAACAUGGCUGCUUGGGGCGGUGUCGUCCCCGUCUGUGCUUGGCAGAGAAGAGACAAUGUGGAUAACGGGAAGCGUUUCGUUCUUUCGUCUUUUUUGUUCAAGUUUUGCCGACGGCAAUAUUCGCUGCCAUGCAUUGGUCGAGGUGAGGUGAAUCAUAAUCCGUCGUGUCCACCAGUAUUUUCCUUUUGAUUUUUUUUUUUGGCCAAGGCCUUUUUCUUUGCACACGGCUGUUUUUGUGCGGGCUGGGUUGUGGGUGUCAUUGUGCGCCAAAGGGGAUGGACGCGUUCCUCGCACGAUUUGUCAGACUGUGAGUAGAGCGUGUCACGCGUGCUAUAUGGGUAUGUGGGGGAGGCGGGCGAGGGCGAGGAAAGCGCGGGAGCGGGGGGAGAAUCUCAACUGUGUACCAACAAGCAGAAUCAAUUUUGUCGGUGCAUGUUGAUACGUACGUGACAUUUGCCCCAGCAUUCCGAGCACGGACAGUCAUUUACUGAGGAAGGCUGGCUUGAAACGAGCAUUAAAGCCGCCGCGGUCAUGCAACACUACUGUAAUAUGCGCUCGGUCACGCACGAGAGGAUCAACAGACGAAAAAGAUUCCAGCGGGCGGACGAACGCUAACCACCAAAAAUCGCAAACGAUAAAGAAAGGGGAGUUGUCGCGCUGGCUGCGUGCGGGUCCCAGCAAUUAAAAAUUGAUAGAGGGUAAAUGAGAGGAAGUAUCCCACCCCGGCUGGGGGACGUGUUGCGUCCGCUUGGUGCCCCACGCCAUCGAAUCCACACACUCAAGCGGAAAAUUGCGCUCUCAGAGCGAAAUGGUUGAUGCUGCAAAAAACCAAGGGUCCCGCUGCAGUGCACACGAACGAGCGUGUGGCAGCUCUAUUGCUGUGUAGCAGAGGGUGGCGAGGUUUUGCCAACAAGCAAAAAAAAAAAAGACAUAUUUUUUGAAACCGUUCGAGUGAUCUGACAGCAUUGUGAAGCACCAGAGGAGCAACACCCCUCGGAAGUAUGCCAUCAAAGGCCAAACCAAGUCGUCGCCGCCGCCCCCCACCCGUACAAAGCUCGGACACAACCGUCGAGCGAAAGGCCGCGCUCCUAGGUAUUCGCAAGGGCAGGGGCACGGCGGGCCGAAAAACCGGCUGCCCUCCACAACGACACGAAACAAAACAAAUAUUAACAAGAAAAAAUUGUUUAGACUAUCAUGAACUCCGUUUCCAACCGCUCGCGCUCAAAUUUCACACAAAGGGGCCAACAGCUUGGCCUCCUCAACGAACCACGUCAACAUUGGGAUAUCGGACCUGCACGCAUCAUUGAAAAUCAUCCGCCGCACUCAAACAUACCCCAAGUCGUGGUCACUAGACACCAUCAUCGUGAGCUUCAGCGCUACUGCACACCAAACGAAACCAAACACUGUCCAAUACGUAUCCCUGCAACCAACGCUAGCACGAGGUAAUCCCCUCACCAACAUUCUCUUUACCCGUGUGUAACGUAUUUUUUUUAUCAAACGAGAACCACCCGUACUAAUAGCGUGCUUGCAAAAGAAGUUCGUAUGUUGAUCAAUUACCACAUGACCUCACCUGUAGACGCAACACUACACUGGCAUCUCAAAGACGAGGCCGUCCCUUUUUACAGCAGCACUGGCAUGAUCCAUAAUCCCUCCCCUCCUUACCCCACCCCCCCCAAAACGCCUGCUAUUUAAAAUGCUGCUCUCCAACCCCCCCCCCCGCAGCCCGCCCCCCUCCUACCAAGCAAUCCUGCUUAUCGAACGAAAAGUGUUGCUCUCCAAUUACGGGACUACACCAUGCAACAACAGCAGAACGACUGCACAGGGGCACACGGUACUGUUUUGAACCACUUUGCACGCAGUGAGACCGUGCUAUUUGGUAUAUCACGUGUCGGUGGUGGCUUCCCCCACCCAGGUUUCGCUGGAACAUCUAGUGACACCCUUUCCCCCGAAUACAACCAACCACCAAAACGUCGUG